AUGAAUCCACAAAAUAAACAACAAAAUAAUUAUUUGUAUACUCAACAACAAUCAUCGUCUUCAUAUUCUUAUACACCUUUAGUUCCACCUACUUCCAUUAAUGAUUUUUGUGGCGUAGUUCGCAUUGGUUUUGGUUCUUUUGCACAAGUUUAUAAAGGCUAUGAAUUGAUUAAUCCAAGGCCAAUAAUGUAUCGAGAAGUUGCUCUUAAAAAGAUUAAUCUUGCUGCUAUUACUGAUCCGGCUAUUUACAAGACAACAAUAAAUGAAGUUAAAAUUUUUACCAAUUUUAACCAUCAAAAUAUUGUCAAAUGUUUUCGUUCAUUUGAAGAGAUUUCGCCUUUAUCGGUGAUCAUUGAUUUUUAA
This is a messenger RNA of Meloidogyne enterolobii, 363 nucleotides long. The record is from the annotation of a GenBank genome assembly. NCBI's taxonomy places the organism in Eukaryota, Metazoa, Nematoda, Chromadorea, Rhabditida, Meloidogynidae.